Trichechus manatus latirostris (Florida manatee) is the source of this 1406-nucleotide messenger RNA. RefSeq names its product double C2 domain alpha (gene DOC2A). The record is from RefSeq and is a predicted model, not a curated record. Lineage: Eukaryota; Metazoa; Chordata; Mammalia; Sirenia; Trichechidae. The transcript has 11 exons. Gene Ontology annotation, biological process: spontaneous neurotransmitter secretion; regulation of calcium ion-dependent exocytosis; exocytosis. The coding region runs from base 207 to 1406 and encodes 399 amino acids. Gene Ontology annotation, cellular component: membrane; synapse.
CUGCGCCGGCUGCAGCCUCCCUCCACCUCGCUCACCCCCUCCUCCUCGCACUUUCUUCUGUUCUCCCUUCCUCUCGGCUCACACAGCCGGACUCCGCGCUCUUCUCGCUGGCCGCCCUGGGAAGCGCCGGCCGCCACCGCCCAGCCUGCACCCGCCGUCCCCCAGUGCUCGGGCACCUGUUGGACGCACAGAGACAGGGGUGCUGCAUGAGGGGCCGCAGGGGUGACCGCAUGACCAUCAACAUCCAGGAGCACAUGGCCAUCAACGUGUGCCCCGGGCCCAUCCGGCCUAUCCGCCAGAUCUCUGACUACUUCCCCCGCCGGGUACCAGGACCCGAAGGGGGUUGUGGAGGCUUUGGGGAGGCCCCUGCUGCUCUGGCCCCCCUGGCCCUGGCCCCCCCUGUGGCCCUCCUUGGGGCCACCACGCCCGAGGAUGGAGCUGAAGUGGACAGCUAUGACUCCGAUGAUACCACCACCUUAGGCAUGUUGGAGUUUGACCUUCUCUACGACCAAGCUUCCUGCACGCUGCACUGUAGUAUCCUCAGGGCCAAGGGCCUCAAGCCCAUGGAUUUUAAUGGCCUGGCUGACCCCUAUGUCAAGCUGCACCUACUGCCUGGAGCCUGCAAGGCCAAUAAGCUUAAAACCAAGACUCAGAGGAACACGCUGAAUCCCGUGUGGAAUGAGGACCUGACGUACAGUGGGAUCACAGACGACGACAUCACCCACAAGGUGCUCAGGAUCUCCGUCUGUGAUGAGGACAAGCUGAGCCACAACGAGUUCAUCGGGGAGAUCCGCGUGCCCCUCCGCCGCCUCAAGCCUUCCCAGAAGAAGCACUUUAAUAUCUGUCUUGAGCGCCAGGUCCCGUUGGCCUCGCCCUCUUCCAUGUCGGCGGCACUGAGAGGCAUCUCCUGUUACCUGAAGGAGCUGGAGCAGGUGGAGCAGGGCCCUGGGCUGCUGGAGGAGCGUGGCCGCAUCUUGCUGAGCCUCAGCUACAGCUCCUGGCGCCGGGGGCUCCUGGUGGGCAUUGUGCGCUGUGCCCACCUGGCUGCCAUGGACGUCAAUGGCUACUCAGACCCCUACGUCAAGACGUACCUGAGGCCAGAUGUGGAUAAGAAAUCCAAGCAUAAAACGUGUGUGAAGAAGAAGACCCUAAACCCAGAGUUUAAUGAGGAGUUUUUCUAUGAGAUAGAGCUCUCUGUUCUGGCCACCAAGACUCUGGAGGUCACAGUGUGGGACUACGACAUUGGCAAAUCCAACGACUUCAUCGGUGGCGUGUCCCUAGGGUCAGGUGCCCGGGGGGAGGCCAGGAAGCACUGGGGCAACUGCCUGCAGCAGCCGGACACAGUUCUGGAGCGCUGGCACACCCUGACCAGUGAGCUGCCCCCGGCGGCCGGAGCCCUCCCCUAA